AUGUCCUUCAACAAAUAUUUAAAAAUAAUAAUUUUAAUUUUUGCCUCAAUUGUUGCCCUCAGUGUAGCAACAUUUUCUCCAGCGCCUAAUAUUAAUGAAUGCAAUAUCGAAAUAAUUUUGGAGUGUGUCCCUUCCUUGGAUGUUUCUGCUGAUGUUGAUUUGGGUAUUACUGACAUUUCAGCUGAACUUGGCACCAAAUCCUCUGAACUUGUCUCAGCGGAAGUCAACGUUGGCUCUGUUGUGAAUGUCUCCGCUGAACUUCUUUCAAAAUCAUCUGAACUUCUUUCAGCUGAAGUUAACGUUGGUUCUGUUGCAAAUAUUUCUGUUGAAAUUGGCUCUAAUUCCAAUCAAAAUUCUUCUGAAAAUAAAUCCAAAAAAUCUUCUGAGAAUGAAUUAUUAUCUGUUGAAGGAAAAUUAAAAUCGUCAGAAGCAGAAUUAUCAGUUGAAUUACUAAACUUAAAAUCUGCAGAAGCCUCAAACGAAUUUUUGUUAUGCAAAAAGCUAAAGCACAAAAAAGGCAAACAUCCCCACCAUCAUCAUAACCACAAAGGAACUAAAAAACCGAAAAAACCAAAGAAAGGCAAAACUACAACUGCUAAACCAAAAAAGCACACAUCAGUUACCAAAAAUCCUCGUCCUUGCCGUGCUAUUCUAAUAUUAGAGCUUAUAAGAAUUAAAAUUUUGCGUUUGAAUAUUCACCAACAGGUACUUUUCAUAGCCUUUAAAAAAAUAUUUUUAAAAUUUUUUUAA
Molecule: messenger RNA, 750 nt
Organism: Meloidogyne enterolobii
Lineage: Eukaryota; Metazoa; Nematoda; Chromadorea; Rhabditida; Meloidogynidae
Source: the annotation of a GenBank genome assembly